UGUGCCGAUGACCAUGGAGAUGAAGGACUCGGGCAGCGUGGUCCUGACAGCCUACCAUCCCCACAGCCCGGCCAGGAUCCCGGGCAUGGAGCAGAGCUUUGUGCAAGAGAUCCCCCCCAGCCACUCGCCCGCCAGCAGAAAGUCUCUCCCUCGUUGUCGAAGAAUUAACAGGAUGCUUUCCAAUGAGUCGGCACCUCCUCCUGCAUUCAGUCGCUCCAACUCGCAGGCCUCCAUGGACAGCACCUCCAUGGAGGACUUCUGGUGCGAAGUGGAGAGCAUCAAGGAGAGCAGUGAAGACAGAUCUGAAGAAGCAACACUCUCAGAGUUCAAACCUGCUGAUGAAGGGGAGCUGGAGGCAGAAUGGCUGCAAGACGUAGGUUUAUCUACCUUGAUCUCGGGAGCUGAAGAGGAGGAUGGCCAAGCCCUGCUGUCCACUCUGACCAGAACUCAAGCUGCCGCCGUACAGAAGAGGUACAACACCUACACUCAGACCCUGAGAAAGAAGAACAAGCACACAGUCCGCGAUGUGAGAGACAUCUUUGGCACCAAUGACUCUCCUCCCACAUUUGAGACAGUUCCAGUGUCACCAGUUCCUUCUAAUGGUAUCCAGCUUCCUGGGCAGAAGCCAGUUUGGAAAUCAGUUAGCUCUAAUAGCUGUCUAGAUUGCAGACUAGAUAAAGGCAGCCCAUCCGUAACAGAAGAGCUCUCCUAUGAGGUCUCUUUCUCAGAAUCCAUUAUGGUCCUUCCAAAAACCCAAGAAUGGCCGAAAAACCAGAGGUUCAAAAAGGAAGACUCUGCUUUGCCUAAAUUCAUUGUUCGGAAAAGCCGGUUUGGACUGACAGAGGUUGGGGACCUCUCUCCUGAAGACAUGAAGAAGAUCCGCUACCUCUCCCUGAUUGAGCUAACGGCCUUCUACGAUGCACUGGGGGUGGAGCUGAAGAGGAACCGCGCAGAGAGGGUGCGGGGACGAGAGAAUGGUCUGUUUGGAGUCCCUCUCACCAUACUGCUGGAGAAUGAUCAAAAGAAGGUUCCUGGAAUAAAAGUUCCUCUCAUCUUCCAAAAAUUGCUUCACAAGCUUGAGGAAACAGGUUUAGAAACUGAAGGAAUUCUACGAGUGCCUGGAUCUGCCUCCAGAGUCAAGAACCUCCAUCAAGAACUUGAGGCAAAAUUUUAUGAAGACACUUUUGACUGGGACCAAGUACGAAAUAAUGAUGCAGCAGGACUGCUGAAAAUGUUUAUAAGAGAACUCCCAAGCCCACUCUUCACAGUAGAAUAUCUACCUGCUUUCAUCAUGCUAGUGGAAAAAAUCUCCAAGAUCAAGUUACAGCUACAAGCUUUACAUCUGUUGAUCAUGCUGUUGCCUGAAGCCAACAGAGACACAGCCAAGGCCUUUCUUCAGUUCCUGAAGAAGGUGGUUGCUAAUGAAGGGAAGAAUAAGAUGAAUUUGUGGAAUGUUUCUAUGAUUGUUGCACCAAACCUCUUCAUCUACAAAGGGAAGCGUGCAAACCAACAAGAAAUGCAAGCAGCUGCCACCACAGCGCACAUUGUGCGGCUUUUAAUUCGGUACCAGGACAUCCUGUGGACAGUCCCAUCCUUCCUGAUCUCCCAAGUGAGAAAAAUGAAUGAGGCAGCAAUGAACAACAGCAAGAGGCAGCUGAUGUUUGACAAAGGAGUGAGAAAACUUCUGAGGAGAAAGACCAUGGAACGGGAGAGACCUGAAAGACCAGAGGGAGCUGUCACUUUUCCCCCAUACCUGCAGUCUGACAUACCCGAGGGGGUGAUAAGAGUUUAUGCUCCACUGCACUCAAAAGUCUCUAUGGCAAUUCAACUCAAUAGCCAAACAAAAGCCAAAGACAUCCUGGCUCGAUUCCACUGUGAAAACAGCCACGGAUCAUCACAGAACAUGAGAGGCCAGAUCCAAAGUUUACAUGAAAUUGGAGGAAAUAUAGGCCAGCACUGUUUGGAUCCGGAUGCCUACAUGUUAGAUGUUUACCGUGCAAAUCCUCAGGCAGAAUGGGUGAUAAAACCAAAAGCAAGCUGA
Molecule: messenger RNA, 2041 nt
Organism: Cariama cristata (Red-legged seriema)
Lineage: Eukaryota; Metazoa; Chordata; Aves; Cariamiformes; Cariamidae
Gene: ARHGAP28
Product: Rho GTPase activating protein 28
Exons: 15
Coding region: 8-2041 (677 amino acids)
Biological process (GO): regulation of actin filament polymerization; regulation of small GTPase mediated signal transduction; signal transduction
Cellular component (GO): cytoplasm
Molecular function (GO): GTPase activator activity
Source: RefSeq, a predicted model, not a curated record